CGUUAGGUGGGCGGUGAAGAGAGCUGAGAGAAAGCGGCGGAUGGCAGCGGAGCUGAGGAGGGGGAUGAAGGAAAGGGUGCAGGAGCUUAGACCAAUCGCGACGCGUCAGUGGGAAGAGUGGGCGGGGCAGCGAGCGCGAAUGAGUCCCGGCCUCCUCCUCCUUUCCCAGCCGGCCUGGUCGAUUCACUUCCAGCCGAAGAGGGAUCCUUCCGCCUUUGGAAUCACACACACUCACCACACAUAACGGCGGCGAAGGAGGCGGCGGCGGCGGCAGCAGCACUAGCGGCAGCAGCAGCAGCACCGUGUGUGCCUCCGCCUAUUGCCUACCGCGGGGGUUUCUUUUGUCGUGCUAGUGGCCGUUGGAACCGGAGAGGCGGGGGAGGAAACGGCACGGCGGCCGGGCGAAGCGGGUGGAUUGGCCGCCGGGGGGAGGAGGAGGAGGCGGCGGCUGACGGGAAAACAAGGGAAGAAAGGAGGAGGGCGGGUGAGCAGCGACGGCGGCGGGCUUUUCUCCUCCGCCCUGCCGGAGAGGGGGAUGGAGAGAGCCGGGCUGAGGCGGAGGGAGGGAGCCGCCCCGUGAGGGGGAAAGGAGGAGGGUGGGAAAUCAAGAGGAGGCCUCCACUCCUCAUCCGCCAAAUAACGGGCCUAGGCCCUCCCUCAGCUCCCUCCCUCCCCCUUGCCCCCCCCAUUUAGCCUCGGUUUCUGAGGAGGGGGGAGAUUAACACGUGAGGCCCACCCGGUUCCCUACCCCUUCUUUUCAUGCCGGGGGGGUACCUCAGCCCCUCGCCCGCCGCCCUCCUCCGCCCUUCCCCCAGCCUCGACCAUCAUCAGCCCGUUGAGGAAGACCCUCGCCCCUCCCCCACCUGAUCAGGGCCCCCUUUGGCCCUCCGAUCGAGGCCUUCUGCUGGGGUCCUCACUGUUCUCUCCCUCUCCCUCUCCCCCAUUGGGGUGCUCUGAUUUCGUGCUUGGCCCCAUCUCUGAGGGUCCUCUACUUUUAUACGCUUUUGCAGCCUUGCAGAAGCUGCUCUGCCUCUGCCUCCCUCUCUCCCUCCCUUUUCAGGUCCUGCACCCUUCAUUAAUUUGGUCUCUGCACUUUUACCCUUAUUAGCAACCAGAUCCUCAGUCCUAGUUUCUUUUUCUUUUUGGGGGUGGUGGGUGGGGGUGCUCUGUCUACCUUUCCCUUCAGUGUUGGUAUCUGUGCUGCCUCCUUUUACAAACCAACAACCAAAACCUCUUUCAGGCUAGGCCCUAUUAGCCAAGUCUCUAUCUGGGUCUGGUCUUUAAAAAAAUCUCCCCUCCUGUGCAACACGUCUCUGGCCACCCUCUGCCCUGGGGGGUUCUGCUGCCUCUGGUGGCAGUAGCUAGCAGCAUGGUAGAGAAGCGGUGUCCACGACUGCAGAGAGAGAGUGUGUACCGCUGGUUUUCUGAGCUGCCUUCUCCUCAACGGGUGGAGUUCCUUUGUGGCCUGCUGGACUUGUGCAUCCCACUUGAGUUACGUUUCCUGGGAGCCUGCCUAGAGGACCUGGCCCGCAAAGACUAUCACUCACUGCGGGAUUCUGAAAUCAAGGCCAAUAACCCGGCUGAUCUGGGCAGCCUCACCAACCUGACGGAUGAGGUGGUGCGCAGCAAGCUCUUGGUCUCACUUGCACUCCUGGGCUCAUCCCACCGGGAAGCAGCUGGCGUCCUCUUCCGCACCCUCACCCAUAUUGACUCUGUCAUCAACAACUAUGGACUGCAGCUCAAUGAGGGUCGGACUGGGGAUGAGUUUUUGCUGCUCUUCACCAUGGCCUCCAACCACCCUGCCUUCAGUUUCCACCAAAAGCAGGUGCUGAGGCAAGAGCUCACCAAGAUCCAAAACAUCAUUGCCAGUACUAGCAAGAGUCCCAGCACUCCCACAGCUAGCAACAUGGGAACUUGUCCUGGUUGCCACAAGGUCACUCCAAGAUCUGAGACCCCCAUAAACAACAUCGGUAACAGUUUAGAAAAUGCACUACAUACAUCAGCACAUUCCAUUGAGGAGUCAUUACCCAAGAGGCCUUCAGGGAAACACUCCAAAGUGAGUGUUGAAAAAGUGGAACUAAAGGGAUUAUCGCAUAGGAAGAAUGAUAGGAACUUUGAAUAUUCCUUUGAGGUCUUAUGGUCUGAUUCUUCAGUGACAUUGGUAACAAAGUCUUCUGCUGAAGUGACUGAAUUCAUUUCAAAGUUAGGUCAAAUGUACCCAGAAGAAAAAUUGGAGAAAUUCAUUCCAUGCCUAGCUGGUCCAGAUUCAUUUUACUUAGAAAGAAACCACAUGGACCUGGAAUCGGACCUUAGGUAUUUGGCAUCAUUACCUUCCCACAUCUGGAAAAAUGACCACGUCAAGAAAUUUUUCAGCACUUCAUCUCACUCCCAGCAAUUUCAAAGUUCAAGUCCAGGCAACACUUCCCUUUAUAAAGUAGGUACGACGCUGGGUGCUUCCGGAAGACCUAUCUGUGGCGUAGCUGGUAUCCAGUCUUCACAGAACAGUCUCCAGCAUCAUGUGCAGCAUCCAGCUGCUACACCUGUUGCACUCCCCCACUGCACUCAUACAGGUGGGGCUGCAUCCUCACUCACUUGCCGCUCCCAGUUGGAGAACUCUUCAUCGGUAUUGACUCCCAGUCCUCAAACCCCCCAGGAACAAAAUGGGAUUUUAGACUGGCUGCGGAAACUACGCUUGCACAAGUACUACCCUGUUUUCAAACAGCUCUCAAUGGAGAAGUUCCUGAGCCUUACUGAAGAAGAUCUGAAUAAAUUUGAAUCCCUUACAAUGGGUGCAAAGAAGAAGCUCAAGACCCAGCUAGAGUUGGAAAAGGAAAAGUCUGAGAAACGGACCCUCAAUCCAGCUACAUCUCCUUCCUUGAGCACUGGGGUGGCCAGAGUUCCUCCUACCACUCAUAUUGGUCCUAUCCAAAGCAUUCGUGGUAACCAUACAGCAGAGUUACGUGUCGAUGUUGAUCAGCCAACCCUCUCAACCCCCCGCGAAGGAAGCUCUUCAGAAUACUCCAGCUCCUCUUCUAGCCCCAUGGGAAUCCAUACCCGGGAGGAGAGCUCAGACAGUGCUGAGGAGAAUGAGAGACGUAAGGAAAGCUGUCUCGUUGUGUUGCAGCAUCUAACGCAUUUAGGUGACUGGUCGUACCUGACAUCUGUCUAUCUUGUAGGUUUAGAGGUCCACUUGGAAGCCUCAGAAAAGGAGAAGCCAGUAAUGUUAUUGAAUCACUUCAACUCCAGCUCAGCCAGGCCCACUGCUCAGGUUUUACCAGUGCAGAAUGAUGCCGUGUCCAGUCCAUCCGGUCACCACACCUUGCCAGUACAGAUGAUAGCUGCAGGCUCCCCUCACAUCACUCCAAUUAGAAUACUGAACUCUAUGCACAAAUCAGAGCGAGGGAAUACAGACAUGAAGCUCCUUUCGUCAUCUAUGCACUCGCUUUUGUCUUUAGAAGACAGGACAAAAUUCUCACCUGGCACACCUCGAAGUGGCAUCAAGAUGGAGAAGAACUUUGGAAGUACUGUUGUGGAUGGGAUGCCAGCCUCUCCCCAUCAGCCCAUGCAAGUGCUCUCUGGAGUUUCUGAAAAUGGCUCCUCUACACCUUCAAUUAACUUUGGUCCAAGGGCCAAAAUGGUACAUGCUUCCACUCUAGACAGAGUGGUGAAAACAACCCAGCAGCCGGGAAUAAUAGUGGAAACAAGCACCACAGCCACUGUAACUUCCAGCACCGUCUUCCAUGUGGCACGACCCCCCAUAAAACUCCUGGUAUCCUCUUCGGUUCCUACUGAUUCAACCAUUGUGGGGCAGCCUUCCUGCUCCAGUAAUAUGCAAUUCAGUGUGUCCCCAGCAAUAAUAAACCCCCGGACUGCUCUCUAUACAGCCAAUACCAAAGUGGCCUUUUCUGCCCUGAGCAGUAUGCCAGUAGCCCCAAUGCCCAGCAGCAGCUUCUGUGCAAAUAGCAACACUGCCUCUUCUAGCCUUCACCCCUCCACAUCCUUUGCAAAUAUGGCAAACCUACCCAGUUGUCCUGCUCCCAGCUCCAGCCCCACGCUUUCAUCAGCUGCCGAGAACAAUUUCUACAACAGCAGUAGUAGUGGCUCAGGAGGAAGUAUCCCAGUACCAAAUCAGAAUCACCACCAUCACCACCACCAUCAGCAGCAGCCUCCUGGAUGCAUGGUGUGCAGUUCCUGUGGCUGUAGUGGGAACUGUGGUUCAAGCGGCAUGACUGUCAGUUAUGCUAAUUACUUCCAGCACCCCUUUUCCGGACCGUCAGUGUUUACUUUCCCAUUUCUGCCCUUCAAUCCACUGUGCAGCAGUGGCUACAUCAACACACAGCAGUACAACAGCAGCUCAGCCUUCCCUAUGGUUCACUCUCCUUACAACAGUGGCAUAACACCAGACUCUGUCAUGAGUGGGCAGUCUACGUUUGCAGUGCCACCAAUGCAAAGCUUUAUGGCAAGUACAGCAGGGGUGUACCAAGCACAGGGGAUGAUGAGCAACAACAGUGGUACAGGCCAUAAAAAGAAUGGGAAUCUGUCCUGUUACAAUUGUGGAGCCAGUGGUCACCGAGCUCAAGACUGCAAGCAGCCACCAAUGGAUUUCAAUCGACAAGGUACAUUUCGGUUAAAAUAUGCUCCACCAGCUGAAAGUUUAGAUUCCACAGAUUGACAGUAACUCCAUGGACUUCAUUUUUUGUGAUGGCAAAAGCCCAUGGAGUAAUUACAGAAUUUCAAAUUGGAAUCUGAGAAGUCCACUUGUUGAGCUUAUUAACAUUAUUUUUUUAAUCCAAAGGUGCUCUACUUCACUACACUAGGAAGAAACUGAAGCUUAGGGGUUUAUCAAACCCAUUUUUACUGAUUUGCCAAAAUUAUAACAUGGAUCUUAAAUGUUGGACCUUCCAGAUGGGAGGUGAAACUGGCCAACUACCCUUUUUUGUUGUAAACAAACUCCUGCACUUUUGCUGAAGAAUGUUGCCAUACUUUGAUCUUCUGUGCUGGAAACUCGAACUCCCGGGCAGCUAUGUUGUAAUCUGGAGUGAGAGCUAGAGGUUGACGGUACAGUAGCCAUUUGCCUGCUGGACUCUGACAUUUGAGGCUAGGUAAACAUGUCUACUUUUUCUCAAAAACUAAUCAGGCACUACACUCUGGGAUUUUAAAGGAUUGCACUACAGAAGAAUGUAUAAUUCUAUCUGCACUUUUAGCAGACUGAGAUCAGUGCGAGAGACGUUCCAAUGGUUGGAAAUAGGCACCAGCAGGCUAUGUGAACUUCUAAUAAAGAAAUCUUAACCCUCCCUCUCUUCCAAAAGAACAAAGGUAGACGUUUCAGUUCAUUCUAGAAAUGGUUAUGCUAUGCUUGUCGGCAUUUAUUUGUCAGUCAUGGAUUAAACUUACGUUUCCAAGGGUCUAGUGCCAGAGACUGAGCUCAAACAGGUCUUUAAAAAAAUACUUUUCCUCUACAACUUUCAAAUCUUACCAUAUAUUAGUUUCUGCCACAGGAAACAGUACUCUACCUUUGAAACAGAGUUUUAAAACACAGACUCCUGCAGCAGAGUUUGCAAGUUGUUGCUUUACUUUGCAUAGCAAAAGUCUUUCUACAAGGGCUCUUGCUUACAGGAUAUAGAAGUCACAAAGUAAGAAACAGCUGUACAUCUUAACCACAACUCGGGUUUGUAGUCUGCCUCCUUUAUUUGAAAUAUGUAGAGUAUUGGCUUUGAUGUUAACUAGUUAGAAUUCUUUUCCACUAAAGCCAGCAAAGCUCAGAACUGAAACAUUGUAGACCUACCUGGUCAAACGGAGGCAUACCUUUUUGUAUUCAUGCUGAAUUGGUUGUAGCUAUCUUCUUUCAUUGAUAGGGCUGAAGUUUAAACUGCCCCACAUAGGACAUUUUAGUGGCUGUGCACAAUAUGUUACUAUGGAGGUGGCAAAUGAGUAUUUCUGCUUGAAAGUAUUGUAUGGUUGAAGGUGCAGGGAGGUGGGGUUGGCUGUAUCACUGCACUGCAUAUCCAUGAGGUAGUAAAACAGUGGAUCUUGUGGAAAUAAUGGUAGGAUUGACAGAAAACCAGGUACUCCACUAUUGUUUUCUAUAUCAUCAGAGAUAAGCUCUAUUAUCCUUACCUGUUGCCUUUAAAAACAACCUGGUGUAUUCUCUUGGGUGUAGGCAUUCAAUGGGUUUUGCAUAUUCAACUCUGGGAGAAGCUUAGCAUGAGCUUCCUGCCAUUUCUCAGCUUCAUAGAGACCAAGUCCAAAGUUGUAAAAACACAUGGUUUGUAGCAGCCCUACAUCCAACUUCAGUUAUUUCUAUGCAAUGAAGUGCUAGACUUUCAUAUCCUCAGUUUGGCUUUACCAAAACAGUAUUACAUAUAGGGUUAGAUCCAGCCCACAAUAUUUAAUUAUGCGUGUAAUGACUGAACCUCUGAGACGGCUAAUAGAGGUGGAUACCAUUAGGAAACUUGUAAAACUACCAGAGGUAAUGAGAACUGACAGAGCAAUUUACUUUGCCUUAAUGACCCUGAUUGACAUCAGCAGAAACAUGCCACUCUGUACUAAAUCUGUCAGUUAUUGUUUACUCUUAAAAGUUGGGAGCCUUUCCAUUGGCCCAAAAUGUGCCAAAAGCCAAAUGUAUCAGUUCUUAAACAGAAAUAACCCAACACCAUACAAACUUUCCAGGAUCAACAGAAAGCCUUUAUCAGGCAUUUAAAUUGGAAAGUUUCUAGAAACAUGGCCCCAUGAGCGGUAUGAUGUUCAGAAAUAUAGUUUCCAUUCAUAUAAAAAGAAAGCUGUCUCAGCUAACUGUUGGGCUGUCAAACAAAACUUUUUAACUUAACUAGUGGACAAGUGGAAUUACCAGGGGAAAGCUUUGGAGAGCCAAUUGCCUUGUUCGUUUCUAAAGGUAAACAGACAUACAAAGGCAAGCCUACAUAGUGACUUAAUUUUAUUAAAGCUGUUCUCUACUAUUACAUCCACAAAGUGGCUGCCAAUGUUUCAUACAGGCAGAGGACUUUGAAGCAAGACUCAAGUGCAAGAGGAAUGGACACUAGCUGCAUAGAUCAUAGUUUGGCUGAAACUUUACACUAGAGAAUGUAACUUGCAUCAUGAAGAGAGCAUAAAACAGAACCAUCAAAAGCCCUUGUCUGUAUGAAACAAACUAUGUACUAAAAACUGGCAUGGCAAACUGCUGGAGAAUUGCUAUUUGCAUAUAACUAAGGUUUUAACUAGGCAUGACUUAGUUAAUGGUAAAUUUCUCGAGCAGUAUGCGGGCCCAUGCCUGAACAAAGAAGGGUCUUUUUUAAUUAUGUCAAACCCUUUUUUUCAUGCCAUCCUAGAAUUCUGUUAGAGACACCCAAAUGUAAGCCACCCCAAGUAAAAGGCAAGUUAUUCAAUGGGUACAAUACCAUUUUUAUGGGAAAAGCCCUAAACUGAGGCCAACUUAAUUAUUUUAAGGUGGGAGGGAAGGGUGGGUAUUUUGUUUUGCUUCUGAAUAGACACUUAUAAGCCUCUUAAGCUGCUUUACUUAGAUAUGGCCAAAGGCAGAAUUAAAAUAGUAAUUCAGAAAGCAACAAAUAUUCAAACAAUUUUUACUCUUCCAACUACCUUUGGAACUAUUUCUGCAUACUAACUUCUUAUAAACAUAGGAAGAGCCUAUGUCUUGCAGCACAGGUUAACAUCUUUCUUUUCAGAAAUAACUUUCCAUUAGGAAUGAAGGAAACACCUCUGCCCAUUUCGAGCCAUUUCUUUUACAUUAUAUUACAAAUGUGCAUGUAACUUUAUAUAAAUAUUAAAAGUUUUGUAAAUAUUUAAUAUCCACCUAAUUUGAUUUUGAAUUGUAAAUGUCAAGUAUUCUGGUAUUUGAAUUUUUAUGUUUUAUUAUACUUUGUUAAAGGUAAAAUUGUACAUUUUUAGAAUGUUUUUAUCUGAGUAAAUUUAAUGUACUGAACAAAAAUUAAAGACUAUAGUAGUGUCUUUUCAGACAUCCUCACUUUUAAUAUUUUUUUUUCCAUUUUCAGUGGGAGGCUAAAGAAAACUUACUGCAAGCGCAGCAGGUUCAACCAAAGGCUAACAUAAACAUGCAUUGUCUCAAAUGUGGCAGCUGUAGACAGGUACUGCAGAGCUAUCCAACAGCAUUAUCUGCAAGUUGUCCAUUUUAGGUAGGUGCUUUGAAGGGUACAGAAAAGCCACACUGCAGCCUGGGAUAUCAGUUUCUUCCGUCAGGAGCUUUUCCAUGUUCUCAUACAGGUACUUAAUUCUCAGUUGUUUCAUUUGGAAUCCAGUAUCUUGCCCACACUCAGAAAGCAGGCAGUGUUGUUUUUCAUAGCUCAAGCAUCUUCACAAGUGUCAUUAGUAUGGCCACAGAAUCUCCUACUUUUGUGACAAUGUUCUAUUCUGCAACAGUAGUAAAGGAAUCUGAGCCAAAGUUGUGGGAGGCUGAAAGCUUUUGUUCAAUUCUGUCUACUGCUCUUCAUAUACAGCAUUAAGAUCAUUUUAAAAUGGACUUGUAUAUAAGCUUAACUUCUAAUCAAGUUGAGAUGGAAUCAUCCAUUUCAGCACUUUAAAAAACAAAAGAAAAAUCAACAUUUAUACAAGAGCAGCCAUUAGCCCAUUGUAAGGAUGGCUGUCUUAUGAAGAAAUAGUAACUGAACAGAAGACUUAAAAAUUUUACAGUGAAGUAAAAGCUCACAGUGAACUUGUUAGAAGCAAGGAUUGAACAGAUGCAUGCAAAGGUAGAAACUGCAUGUCAUAUUGAUAUUUUACAGCAUGUCAAGAUUUAGCCUCUUUUCUCCACAUAAUAAAAAUUUGUUUGCUAUAACAUAUAAUUAAAUUCACAUGCAUUAAUAUACAAGGAUAAGUCUUAGCUUACUACAUUUCACUGUAUAACAAAUGGGGAAGCAGGACACUAUCUGAAUUACUUUCCUUUUGCACAGGACAUACCCUGUUUACUGCAAAAUUUAAUUCCCUAUGCAACUGGAAGCAGUGAUCAAGCUUCUUUGCAACUUUAGAUAUUGCCCAGUCUAAAACAAAGGGAAAAUCUUUUUGAGUUUUGAUAGUUUGAAAUGCAGCUAAAGGAAACAAGGACUUUCUGCCAAUGAGGAAAUACAAAAAUGUUCUUCAUGUAUUUCAAUGAAAAUCAAGAACUUGGGUAGCGAGGUUAAUAUGCUAAAUAUAAAGAAACAUCAACAGCUGUGAGGCUUGCCAAUGUUUACUGUAUUACUUUGGCAAUUGGCUAAUCUUAAAACCCUGCUACCUCCCAAUGCUUUCUGACUGACAAAAUGAAGUCCUCUUUGCUGAGGGUUUGGGUUGAUUUAAUUAGAAUAAAUUUAACAAAGUGUAGAACAGAAUACCAAACUCUGGGUAGACUGAAGCUUUUCUUUGACAACAGUUAUGUAUAUAUUUCCUAAAACUAGCAUAAAGCUGUGAUGUUUGGUAUAUAAUAAUAAUUAGCAAUCUGAUGUUUUGCCUUCUAAGGUAACAGUACCAAUGAAUUAAUGCCCGCCCCUUUCAUCACAUGCA
Messenger RNA from Podarcis raffonei (Aeolian wall lizard), 9507 nucleotides. RefSeq names its product zinc finger CCHC-type containing 14 (gene ZCCHC14). The record is from RefSeq and is a predicted model, not a curated record. The coding region runs from base 1370 to 4672 and encodes 1100 amino acids. Gene Ontology annotation, molecular function: zinc ion binding; phosphatidylinositol binding; nucleic acid binding. The transcript is spliced from 12 exons. NCBI's taxonomy places the organism in Eukaryota, Metazoa, Chordata, Lepidosauria, Squamata, Lacertidae.